AGUAUCGUGUUAUAAAGGAGACGGUACAGAAUGGCUCCUUGACUUUUAGAGUAACCAAUAGUUAUUCCAAUACAGCCAAACACAGUGAAAACUUUAGUGCGGGAAUAACCUCAAUUUUAAAUUUUGUCGGCAGAGUGACCAUUUAUGUUGUUUUCCUUCAGUCAUAUCUUCCGGGAAUACAGUCUUCACUGGUGCUCGCCAUUGUGUAACGUUGUAGGGUCUUGCGGCGUGGACUCUCACAAUUUCGGAUAGUGAAGAAGGCCUUGUGCCUGGUGUUUUGAGAACUAAGUGUUAUAACAACCACAACCAUUUUUACCAACGUUGUUAACUAUCAACCAACGAUGACGGAGCUACAGGCGACGCCUGUUACUCAAGAUUCGUUGGCUGUUGCUCAGUUAGAAUUGGGUUCAAACCCUAAUGCUUUAGCUUUGCGACGACCUUUUGAUCCAGUUGCUCACGAUUUGGAACCGGGGUUUCGACUUACACGUUUUGCAGAUCUGAAAGGACGUGGGUGCAAAGUUCCUCAAGAAGUUCUUAGUAAACUCCUCGAAGGUUUACAUCAUGAUGAAAACAAUGCUCCAGACCACGAGCAUGCACAUUUUAUGCACAUGGCUAUUCCUAGAUAUGGUAUUGGUAUGGAUUCUUCAGUGACGCCACUUCGGCAUGGGGGACUCUCCCUUGUUCAAACAACUGAUUUCUUUUAUCCGUUGGUGGAUGAUCCUUAUAUGAUGGGUAAGAUAGCCUGUGCGAAUGUCAUCAGUGACCUCUAUGCAAUGGGUGUAACGGAAGUUGAUAACAUGCUCAUGCUUCUUGGAGUGUCCACCAAAAUGACCGAAAAGGAGAGAGACGUAGUUAUACCACUUAUCAUGAGAGGUUUUAAGGACUCGGCAAUGGAAGCGGGGACUACAAUCUCUGGCGGACAAACGGUUGUGAACCCUUGGUGUACAAUCGGUGGUGUUGCCUCAACUGUGUGUCAACCCAAUGAGUAUAUUGUUCCUGACAACGCGGUGGUGGGUGAUGUGCUGGUGCUAACGAAGCCACUUGGCACUCAGGUGGCUGUUAACGCUCAUCAGUGGCUCGACCAACCCGAGCGCUGGAACCGGAUCAAAUUGGUUGUCUCUGAAGAAGACGUGAGGAAGGCAUAUCAGCGGGCCAUGGAUUCAAUGGCGAGGUUAAAUCGAAUUGCUGCCAGAUUGAUGCACAAAUACAAUGCCCAUGGAGCCACAGACGUUACAGGAUUUGGCUUGUUGGGCCAUGCCCAGACUCUAGCAAAACACCAGAAGAACGAAGUCUCUUUCGUUAUCCACAAUCUUCCUGUUAUAGCCAAGAUGGCUGCUGUGGCUAAAGCAUGUGGAAACAUGUUCCAACUUUUACAAGGACAUUCAGCAGAAACAUCAGGAGGAUUGUUGAUCUGUUUACCACGAGAACAGGCUGCUGCAUACUGCAAAGACAUAGAGAAACAGGAAGGUUACCAAGCGUGGAUCAUUGGAAUCGUAGAGAAAGGAAACAGGACUGCUCGAAUCAUAGACAAGCCGAGAAUCAUUGAAGUGCCUACAAAAGAAAAGGAAGGCGAGCUGUGGUAGUUGUAAAAAUCUUUAUAUUUAAGGCCAAAUAUUUUUACAUAAAAUUUACAUUUGUUGGUGACUUUUGUAGUCAUUCCACUCCGGUAUGAAGGAGAACUGCUGAGAUCGAUUUUUACUUGUUCUUUUUAUAACUCCGUUAAACGUGAUUUGCAAUUUUGGAAAUCUGUAAACUGCAGUUAUUUUUAAAAAGUGUUGAUUUUUGUUCAAGUGAAUACUGUAACAUUAUUGUUAUUUUGUUUAUGUUUAAGGCUAUUUUAAUUUGUGUAAUUGCUAGUAAACAUCUAAGUAUCCAUCUGGUACAAAGCAUCACAAUGACAGUGUCGUUGAAGGAUAUUAUUUUACACAACUAACUUAAUAGCUUUUUGUUAUUUUUUGAUUGUGAUCCGUUUUGGUUUACUGAAUUUUAUGACAACAUGUUGUAUGUAUGAAAAUUUACUAAUAAACUCUAAACAAAUGAA
Homalodisca vitripennis (glassy-winged sharpshooter) is the source of this 2041-nucleotide messenger RNA. It is a transcript of the gene Sps1, whose product is annotated as inactive selenide, water dikinase-like protein. The coding region runs from base 342 to 1583 and encodes 413 amino acids. Gene Ontology annotation, molecular function: selenide, water dikinase activity; ATP binding. Gene Ontology annotation, cellular component: cytoplasm. Lineage: Eukaryota; Metazoa; Arthropoda; Insecta; Hemiptera; Cicadellidae. Gene Ontology annotation, biological process: L-selenocysteine biosynthetic process. The transcript is spliced from 7 exons. The record is from RefSeq and is a predicted model, not a curated record.